Messenger RNA from Perkinsus marinus ATCC 50983, 333 nucleotides. RefSeq lists its product as hypothetical. Bases 1 to 333 code for a protein of 110 amino acids. The record is from RefSeq and is a predicted model, not a curated record. NCBI's taxonomy places the organism in Eukaryota, Perkinsozoa, Perkinsida, Perkinsidae. The transcript has a single exon.
AUGUCUCUGAAAGCUGUCACAGCGUCAGCCUAUCGGGCCAGCAAAGAGAUAGACUUGGUCUUCCGAGGGCCGCCUACUGAGUGGCCGACCACCAAACAGAAGGAAGAGUUCGAGCGAUGGGCUGAAAUGGAAGGAGGGAACGAGAUUUGGAUAGGAGCCCGGAUAUCCUCCCGAGGGCCCCCCUCUAUUCCCUUACAAUAUGAGGAUAUCCUCGUGCUUCCGGGGAUGGGGGCAUCUGACCUCGCUAGCAGAAUAGAAGGACUUGUCAAAGAUGAUAAGGAUGUCAGGAUCACAGGUAUGGACGCUGAUGUGAGGCGAGCUAGUGUGAGUUAA